Messenger RNA from Parnassius apollo (apollo), 1242 nucleotides. The record is from the annotation of a GenBank genome assembly. Lineage: Eukaryota; Metazoa; Arthropoda; Insecta; Lepidoptera; Papilionidae.
AUGACUGAAUUUAAAAAUUUGACUCUAGCGGACGACACUUACGCCGUUCCUGGAAACAUAGACAUGCUCAUUGGAGCAUCGCUUUUCCCUCAUCUGUUGUUAAACAAUAAGGUCAGGGGCAACUCCUCGCAUACCGCACCUUACGCACUGGAAACCGUAUUGGGCUAUGUUAUCGUUGGCUCCGCCCCCAUCAUAGAUAGUAUUUCGGCAACCUCUGAUUGUGGUAUGGCUGUCGAACCGCUCGAGUCGUUAGUCCGCAAAUUUUGGGAGAUGGAGGAGGUGAACGUCUCACCCAUAGCUAGCUCAGAUGACAGAUUAUGCGAGGAAAUUUACGUCCGCACGACCGUUCGUGAUCGCGACGGUAGAUAUAGCGUAGCGCUACCCUUUAAAGGAGAUGUUUUAUCUCUCGGCGAUUCGCGUCAAAUGGCGGAAAAACGUUUCUACAGCUUGGUGCGUAGGAUGCUCGCUUCAACCCAGUUAAAAGAAGCUUAUGACGGCGUCAUUAACGAAUAUAUAAGAGAAGGUUACAUAUCACUCGUGGCUUCGAAAUUAGAUAAUUACGAAGACACACCGUCGUAUUUCAUACCACACCACGGGGUCAUUAGGGAGGACAAACUUUCAUCUAAGUUACGUGUAGUGCUCGACGCUAGUGCUAAAACUAGCACUCACCUGUCGCUUAACGAUAUUCUCUAUAGUGGGCAAAAUUUACAGGGCAGUUUAAUUAAUAUAAUAGCCAAUUUUCGUUUGUUUAGUAUAGCACUAUCCGCCGAUAUUUGCCAAAUGUUUCUUUGCAUAGGGGUCCGUGAAUGCGACCGUAGAUUCCAACGCAUUUUAUAUCGUUUCAACCCAAAGGAACCUCUAAUGGUGUUUGAAUUUAAUCGCGUUUGUUUUGGUUUAAAUUCGAGCCCAUUUCAUGCGUUACGCACGUUGAAACAGCUCGCCCACGAUGAAGGUCCCGUUUACCCUAAAGCUAAGAGGGCAAUUGAGAGCGGUUUAUAUAUGGAUGAUUUUGUAUACUCGGUCGAUAGCGUGGAGGAGGCCACCCUAACCACCGCCGAGGUUAUAAGGCUCAUGAAAUUGGGUCAAUUCGAUCUUGUGAAGUGGACUAGUAAUUCGCGUCCGGUUUUAGAUACAAUCCCACUAUCACACCGUCUUUCGGCGAUAAAAGAAUUCGACGAUUCUGAUACACACAAGGUGCUCGGUCUGUGUUGGUCACCAGAGUCCGACGUGUUUAGCCUUUAG